AUAUGUCACACAAAACACUAUGUCGUCCUUCAUAAAAGGACUUAGAUAGUGUUGAUAGUGAAAGAAAAAAAAAACGGGCCAGUAGUUCUUGAUAUGUUCAAACAAACUCUUCUGCUUUGUAGACAUAUUUAUGUUAGGUAAUAGCAGUAACAGGUAUAGUCUAUGGGUAUAGAUAAAUGUGGAUUACAGUGCGUAAUAUAUAAACCAAACAGUACGUAUGUACAUUUUUUUAUAAAUAAGUUGCAUCUUUCUGCGCAGGCACGUAUUUUACAAUUGGAAGAUAUCUUAUAAUUUUCCUCAUAUUUCAUUUAAUACCAUUAAUAUAUUUUUUUAAUUAUAGACUGAAUAAAGUGAAAUUUUAUAUGAACACGAUAUCUUUAAGACAUAAACUAAAUUGAUGACAAGGAACAACGUCACCAUAAAUUUUAUAUAUCUGUCAAUAGUGAAUUUGAUAUUAUGUCAAUGUCACACUAUUCGCCGAAGAAAAUCACGAAAAAAUUAGUUUUUUUUUAACACAGAAUAAUGCUGAAAUAACAGUUUUAUACUAAAUUAAGCAAUCACCCAAGUAAAUUCUUCAUAAUUAGUGGCAAUUUCAAUCAUGGCGCGGAGAUAUCGCGAUGCGGCCGCAAAAUUACAGGAAAAUGUUCACAAGCAUUUAAAAGAAAUGAAAGACCUGUCUUCGUCUGAAGAUGAGGAGCCGUAUGAGCCGAGCGUCCUGGAAGGUGUAUUCCAAAGCUACUGGCGAGGUGGCGGAGACAAGCAGAUGCUGAACAGGACAAAGAAUCUUCUCGAAGAAGCUUUAAGUGGCCGGUCUGUUACGUGUUUAAUUUGUAUAGGAUCUAUCAAGAGAGUCGAUGCAAUAUGGACUUGCGAUCAUUGCUUUUCUUAUUUUCAUCUUUUAUGCAUUCAAAAAUGGGCAAAUGACUGCACAAGUCUGCGAUUAGAGGAGCCUCAGGCUCCGAUCGCCGUGUGUAAGCCAAAGAAAAUAGAAUGGUGCUGUCCGAAGUGUAGGAACUCCUAUACGAAAGAGGAGAUACCGCGUAAGUACCGAUGUUUCUGUGGAAAAACUGAUGAUCCACCCUAUCAUCCUUGGUUAGUGCCACACACCUGUGGAGAAGUAUGCGGAAGACGCCUGUCACAAGGUGAUAAUUGCAAACAUAAGUGUUUACUGCUCUGCCAUCCUGGUCCAUGCCCUCCUUGUCCCCAAACAGUAAAUGGCAUUUGUUAUUGUGGCAAAGAACAGAAGAAGGUACGUUGUAGCACAGCAAAGUGGCCUUGUGGCCAGCCAUGCAAGAAAAAACUGCUCUGCAAAUCUCAUAGUUGUAAAAAUCUAUGUCAUGAAGGUGACUGCCCUCCAUGCACAUAUACUAGUCUUCAAUGCUGUCUCUGCGGUUCAGAAACUAUAAAACGACCGUGCAACGAUGUUGAAUGGCGGUGUACCAAAGUUUGUGGCAAAGCCUAUUCUUGUGGUUAUCACAAAUGUCAAGAAGUAUGUCACGCUGGAUCUUGUGGACCUUGUCCAAAUUCCGGUUUGAAAUCAUGCCCAUGUGGAGCAAAUCAACAAUACAUAGAGUGUCCUGACACUAUAGAAACAUGUUUAGGCACAUGUGGAAAGAAACAUGAUGAUUGUGAGCAUGUUUGUCCGGAAAAGUGUCACAAAGGUCAAUGUCCUCCAUGUCGAGUACAGAUUGAAAAGAAAUGUGUAUGCUCAACACACACAAGAUCAUUACCAUGCAGCAAGGAAUUUAGAUGUGAGACAAAGUGUAGAGGCAUCAGGCCAUGUGGUAAGCAUUAUUGUGCACGUAAAUGUUGUAAUGGAAGUUGUCCGCCCUGUGAAAAAGUCUGUGACAAGCCUUUACAGUGUGGAAGGCAUAAAUGUACCACAAUUUGUCAUGGUGGGCCAUGCUAUCCGUGCACAAGGGAAACUAAAAUAACAUGUAAAUGUAAAGAAACAUAUAUCACAGUUCCAUGUGGCAGGGAGAAGCAUAUCAAGCCCCCGAAAUGUCAUCUACCAUGUAAGUUCAAAUAUAAGUGUGGACACAUUGAUGAAAACAAACAUACCUGUCACUUUGGUACCUGUCCAUCAUGUAAAGCUAUUUGCAAGAAAUCUUACAGUAAGUGCGAUCACACUUGUGAAGCAUUAUGUCAUGAGUAUGUUUCUGUUGUUUUCAAACAAGUGGAAAAGCCAGUGAUGCCUUGGGAAGUUCAACCACCGAAAGCUAAGGUUGUUGCUUUGGACUGUCCGCCUUGCAAAACGCCUGUCCCAGUCGUUUGUUUCGGCGAACACGACACAGAGAUGCAGCCUUGUCACUCUGCGGCGCGGCGAUGUUGUGGCAGAGAAUGUGGAAAAGAUCUCGCCUGCGGUAAUCAUAAAUGUUCACUUUUAUGUCACUUGUACCUUUCAGAUCCCAAUUAUCCAAAUGUGGCUUAUACAUGCAGGCCAUGUAAUAGAGAGUGUAUGAAGCCCCGCCCAGAAAAAUGCUUGCAUAAGUGUCCAAAACGUGAAUGUCACCCAGGAUCAUGUCCUCCUUGUGAGGUUUUAGAAAGAGUCAAAUGCCAUUGUGGACUCACAGAGCUAUACUUAGCAUGUCGUGAAUUGAUAACUGCCUCUGAUGAACAGUUAAGUUGCAAGCAACAGUGUCCAAAGUCACUAGAUUGUGGGCAUAAAUGUAAAAGUAUAUGCCACAAAGGGCCUUGUGGUGUCAAUCAAAUGUGUACAAAAAAGACUAAAGUAUACUGCCCUUGUGGAAAUUUAAAGAAAGAAGCACCAUGCAAUCUUGUUAGAAAGUCUGAAAUUAGUGUAGCUUGUGAUGACACAUGCGUGGCAAAAAAACUCGCGGUACUCGCUGAAAAAGAGAAAGAGGAAAAGAGACUGAAGGAGUUGGAAGAAGAGAGAAACCGUAGAGAGCUAGCUGAGUAUGAAUGGAAAAUGAGUGGGAAAAAGAAGAAAUACAAAGAAAAGAAAGUUGUUGUUAAUGAAGACAACAGGAAUUUCGUUCAGAAGUAUUGGGUUCCUAUUUUGUCAAUUGUGGUUUUAAUUAUGUCAGGAUGUGUGUAUUUAUUUAUAUCUUAGUUAUUGAUAAACAACAAGAUUGACCAGAAAUUGUAUAAGUUUUACUGUUUAGAUUUUAUAAGGGUAAUUUAAUAUUUUAAUUGUAGCUAUUUAUUUGAGAAUUGGUGAUAUAAAUUUGUAUUAUUUUAUACAUUGGACUGAAAGAAACUUUCAUCUCAUAACAACCCUGUGUGCUUUGUGCAUAAAAUAAUAUUCUACUAGUAUAACCAUGUAAGAUAUUUUAUUUUAUGCUUAUUCUUAAAGGAAAAUUUUUGCAAUCUUGAUUUGACUUGUAUUACUUUAUAACAUUACAUAUUAAAAAAACAAUUUUUAUAGCUCAAUUUUAUUCUAUGUUCUAUGUAAAUCUUUAGGCACAGAUAACAUGACACCAUACUUUUAAGUUUGGAAUUUAUUUUUCAUUGAAAAUUUAUUCAUAUAUAAUUUAUAUGUAUAUAGUUUAGUUUUUAUUAUGUGGAGAAAGUGGAAGUUGUUUUAAAAAACAAAAUGUUACUCAAAUUGACAAACUAAGUAAAAUAUUUUUUUAGUUUGAAGAUAUAUGGUUAACAAAAAGCGAGUUUAUGA
Messenger RNA from Zerene cesonia (dogface butterfly), 3634 nucleotides. Its product is annotated as NF-X1-type zinc finger protein NFXL1-like. Gene Ontology annotation, biological process: regulation of DNA-templated transcription. Gene Ontology annotation, cellular component: nucleus. The transcript has a single exon. Gene Ontology annotation, molecular function: RNA polymerase II transcription regulatory region sequence-specific DNA binding; zinc ion binding; DNA-binding transcription factor activity, RNA polymerase II-specific. Lineage: Eukaryota; Metazoa; Arthropoda; Insecta; Lepidoptera; Pieridae. The record is from RefSeq and is a predicted model, not a curated record. Bases 599 to 3073 code for a protein of 824 amino acids.